Seminavis robusta is the source of this 1290-nucleotide messenger RNA. NCBI's taxonomy places the organism in Eukaryota, Bacillariophyta, Bacillariophyceae, Naviculales, Naviculaceae. The record is from the annotation of a GenBank genome assembly.
AUGAAUGUUCCAUCUUUCCCUCGCCACUUGCACUUUUCCACUACACCCACAUCAUGUUCUCCUCCUCCGUAUGUUUCUUCUUCUGUCUCCGCCGACUUGGCUCGCAUGAUGAUACCGUCCGAUGCCAACAUUGCUGGCAAUGUCCAUGGUGGGACCAUUAUGAAGCUCAUGGAAGAAGCCGCCGGAGUGGCUGCCAAUCGAUACUUUAAUAAUCAUUUGUCUCCCCGAACAACGGAUCGUGUCUGCGCCUUGACCUCUCGCGUCGAACGCAUGACCUUUCAACAUCCCGUUCAUGUGGGAGAUGUCGCCAAGGUCCAUGCGGCGGUGGUCUUUGCGUCGAAUCAUACCGUGGCGGUCUCGGUGCAAGUCACAGCCGAACGCAUGGCCUGGUCGACGGCUACGACAAGCAGUAGCAGUCAGAACAUGGGUGGCGAUCCCCGACAAGCCGACACCAUUUGCAACCGAGCAUUGCUUUGGUUGGUGGGAGUGGUGUUACCGUUGGAUGACACGACGACCGUGCACCAGCUUAAUCCAAAACUAUAUCCCCGUGCCUUGGCGCCAUCCUUUCAGGUUCCAGAGCAAAAUACGGAGGGAUACAAGGCGUACCAGUGGGCCGCCCAGGCAUACAAGAGGAGAAAGAAAACAAUGGUGAUGAUCGCAGAGGGAGAAAUAGAGAAAUCAGGCACAAAGGGAAAUGCCAACCAAGUGGUUGCGGCCGAAAGUAUAAUCAACGACGACAACGACGCGCUUGAUUCUUUCACUCCCGACGACAGCGCCGUGGAACUGGUCCAGCUCAUGUUGCCGGAAGACUGCACCACCAACACUGGAUUGGUCGGAGGUGGCGUCGUCAUGAAACUCAUGGACAAUGCCUGUGGUGUAGCGGCGGCCCGUCACUGUGGAACCAACAUUGUCACCGUGGCGGUGGAUUGCGUCAAUUUGGAGGCACCCGUCUUGCUGGGGGACGUCAUCAAGGUCAAGGCACGGCCGACAUUUGCCUCGGACAAGUCGUUGGAACUCGAGGUCUCGGUGGCGGCAGAACGAUUCGAGUAUGAUGACGAACAGGGUCGGUUGGUGCGACGCGAGAUUGUCACGACGCGCCAAGCCUAUUUCACCUUUGUGAGUUUGCCACGGCAUGGGGGACAAGCCUCUCUUCCCAUGCGACCAUUAAAGGUCGAGACUAGCGAGGAUAUGACCAAGUUUGCCGCGGGAAAGAGACGCUACGAACAACGCAAGGCACGGCGACAAGAGCGAAAAGGGAAAUCGUCCUGGUCCGAAUUAGACAAGCUUUAG